Peniophora sp. CBMAI 1063 is the source of this 687-nucleotide messenger RNA. The record is from the annotation of a GenBank genome assembly. Lineage: Eukaryota; Fungi; Basidiomycota; Agaricomycetes; Russulales; Peniophoraceae.
AUGAGCGCGCGUCACUUCUGUAUCCCCGGCCUCUUCUUCCUGUUCUGCGCUUUCGUCCUUUCACUCAUCGUCUCGAUCUCGCUUCCGUCCUUGCCUGCGCUCGACAUCGCGCGCACCAAGUUUUCCGGUGGAACCACCCAAGUCAGCAAUGUGGAUGGAGGGGUGAAUGAGUUGCGCUUCGGUGUUUGGGCGUAUUGCGCAUACGUCAAUGGCGACCGUAGCUGCAUCGACCGCGGCCAUGGCUACUCUGUGGACGUUUCGAGCAACAGUCACACCGAAGACAUUACCGGGGGUUGGACCCGUGGACUCGCCGUGCACCCUGCCGCCACCAUCGUGACGUUCCUCGCACUCCUCGCGGGAUGCUCGACGCACAUCACCCUGAUGCUUCUCGCGUCCAUCCUCUCUUUCCUCGCCGCCAUCAUCACCCUCAUCGCGUUCGCCAUCGACAUAGCGCUCUUCGUCAACGUACACAACUCGCUGAACAACUUUGACAACCUCCGCGUCGACACGGAUACCGGUCCUGGCUUCUGGAUCACCUUCGUGACUCUGCUUCUGCUGCUUGUUUCCGGCUGCACAGUGUGCUUCGGCCGCCGCCGCGAGCGCAUGUCCGGCGCGACUGCAACGACUUACCCUGAGAAGCCGGGUCUCCUCUCGCGCUUCCGUCGUCGUCGUGGUGCGGCUGUCUGA